Messenger RNA from Eleginops maclovinus (Patagonian blennie), 1300 nucleotides. It is a transcript of the gene prune1, whose product is annotated as prune exopolyphosphatase. Bases 236 to 1153 code for a protein of 305 amino acids. The record is from RefSeq and is a predicted model, not a curated record. Lineage: Eukaryota; Metazoa; Chordata; Actinopteri; Perciformes; Eleginopidae. Gene Ontology annotation, cellular component: cytoplasm. The transcript has 7 exons. Gene Ontology annotation, molecular function: exopolyphosphatase activity.
CGAGCUUUCCGCUGCACCCUGAAGGCGUCCUGACCGUUACCCAGCAGCACGUUACAGGCUGUCUGGUGCCCGACCCGCGGCAGUGUGUGUGCGUGGUUCGUGUGUACAUCGUGUAUAUAGUGUGUGUAGGACCGGCAGCCGUCGGUAACCCGGCUCUCUGUCUCUGCCACCGGACCCGUUAUCCGGGCUCAGUUAACGGUUAGCAGCAGCGUUAGCAGCUAACGGCUAACAUAACAUGGAGGCGUUUCUGACUAGCUGCUGCAGAGCCGUGAAGGAGAACCAGGGUGGGGGUCCAGGGUUCCAUGUGGUUCUGGGGAACGAGGCCUGCGACCUAGACUCCAUGGUCUGUGCUCUGACCUAUGCCUACUUCCUGUCCAAGAGCUCAGGUGAGGACCAACAGGUGGUUCCUCUGCUGAACAUCAAACGGGUGGAGUUUCCUCUGCGCUCGGACAGCAUCUUCCUGCUACAGCAGCUGCACCUGUCUGCAGACCUGCUGCUGUUCAGAGACCAGCUGGACCUGCAGGACCUGAACCGGGCCGGGAGACUGAGGCUCACUCUGGUGGACCACAACGUGCUUCCCAGUUUAGACAGUGACCUGGAAGGGGCGGUGGUUCAGGUGAUCGAUCAUCACCUGCUGGAGAGACGACCCUCCCCUUCCUGUCACGUAACCGUGGAGAUGGUGGGAUCCUGCGCUACCUUGGUCACUGAACGCAUCCUCCAAGAAGCUCCACAGAUCCUGGACCUGCAGGUCGCUCACAUGAUCUACGCUGCAGUGCUGCUAGACUGUGUGAACUUGUGUCCCUCUGCAGGUAAAGUCACCCCCCAGGAUUCUGCUGUGGCUGCUGAGCUGCAGGUGCGUUUCCCUGAUCUGCCUCAGAGAGAGGAUCUGUUCCAGAGGCUGCAGGACGCCAAGUUCAGCGUCUCAGGAAACACUCUGGCAUCCCGUAAGAAGCUCCUCCCCCUCGUUAAGGACUUCCUGUCGGAGCGGGAAAGAGUCGGUUUCCAUGGAGAUGCGGAGGAGGAGUCCCGGUUCCCCCCUACCCCGAUGAACAGCCUGGUGGAUGGGUGCCCUCUGGACGGGGGGGGUCCACCGACUCUCAGUGCCCAGGACCUGCAGGACCAGUUCAGCAGGAUGGCCGACUCCGACCUCUGACCCCCUCUGGCCUCUGACCACCCCCCGGCCUCUGACCACCCCCCAACAUCCGACCUCUGAGGCCUGUCUGUCCUCUGCGGGGGGGGGGUUAUUUUGAAAAGCCAUUACAGAGCAGCUCCUUCAAAAUAAAGUGUUACUUUUACCGUU